Paramecium tetraurelia is the source of this 531-nucleotide messenger RNA. RefSeq lists its product as uncharacterized. The transcript is spliced from 2 exons. The record is from RefSeq and is a predicted model, not a curated record. Lineage: Eukaryota; Ciliophora; Oligohymenophorea; Peniculida; Parameciidae.
AUGAUAAAAAAUUAUUAUAAACAGUCUAGACAAUAAUCGUAUGUAUCAUAGCAAAAAAGAGGUUGUGAAUUUCAUUGUAACUCUAAAUACCAAUCAAAAUCUAUUACUCCUAAUAAAUUGAGGGUUCAAUAAAAAUAAUCUAAUUAAAACCUUAAAUCGAAAUUCAGAAUCCCCAAAGGAGAGCAAAAGUAUUUUCAGGAGUGCUUUCCAGAAGAAUAUACUAUAUUUUCCAUAAAUAAUGAUAUCUAUUUUGAAAAGGAUAUUAUUAAAUGCUAGUAAAAGGAUUCGCAACUUAAUACAACUUUAGAAGGUUCAUCAGAUGAGGAUCCAACUCAGCUUUAAGAUUUCACUCUUUAGGCAUCAUUCAAUCCUUUACAAUACACUUAACAUUAACAUAGCUCUAGGUUUGUUUAUUCGAAUAGAGAGAGAAUUUUCGAGGAGAGAAGAACUUCAUUAAGUCCUAUGUAAAGAAGUUUAUAUUUUAGAAACAAUAGUUAGUUGCAAAGUAGCAAAAGGAAAAUAUUUGAUUGA